Messenger RNA from Rhea pennata, 4841 nucleotides. It is a transcript of the gene TOP2A, whose product is annotated as DNA topoisomerase II alpha. NCBI's taxonomy places the organism in Eukaryota, Metazoa, Chordata, Aves, Rheiformes, Rheidae. Gene Ontology annotation, molecular function: ATP binding; DNA topoisomerase type II (double strand cut, ATP-hydrolyzing) activity; DNA binding. Gene Ontology annotation, biological process: DNA topological change; sister chromatid segregation; apoptotic chromosome condensation. The coding region runs from base 1 to 4674 and encodes 1557 amino acids. Gene Ontology annotation, cellular component: nucleus. The transcript has 35 exons. The record is from RefSeq and is a predicted model, not a curated record.
AUGGAGCUCGAGGAGUCCCCGUCGCCCCUCCGACCCCUGGACGAGAACCCGCGGGUGCCUAAGGGCGACGGCGCCAAGAAGCGGCUCUCGGUAGAGCGGAUCUACCAGAAGAAGACGCAGCUGGAGCACAUCCUGCUCCGGCCCGACACCUACAUCGGCUCCGUGGAGCUGGUGACCCAGCAAAUGUGGGUUUUUGAUGAGGAUGUGGGCCUUAACUGCAGAGAUGUAACCUAUGUGCCUGGCUUGUACAAAAUCUUUGAUGAGAUUCUAGUCAAUGCUGCAGACAACAAGCAGAGGGAUAAAAACAUGUCAUGCAUUAAAAUUACAAUUGAUCCAGAGAAUAACACAAUCAGUGUAUGGAACAAUGGGAAAGGUAUUCCAGUUGUUGAACACAAAGUGGAGAAAGUCUAUGUGCCUGCUCUUAUUUUUGGCCAGCUAUUAACAUCGAGCAACUAUGAUGAUGAUGAAAAGAAAGUCACAGGUGGCCGAAAUGGUUAUGGAGCCAAACUGUGCAACAUAUUUAGCACAAAAUUUACAGUAGAAACUGCGUGUCGUGAAUACAAAAAAUUAUUUAAGCAGACCUGGACAGACAACAUGGGAAAGGCUGGUGAAAUGAAACUGAAAUAUUUUGAUGGAGAAGAUUAUACAUGUAUCACUUUCCAACCUGACCUGUCAAAGUUUAAAAUGACAAUUCUGGAUAAAGACAUUGUAGCUCUAAUGUCUCGAAGAGCAUAUGAUAUUGCUGGAUCCACAAAGGAUGUCAAAGUUUUCCUAAAUGGAAAGAGACUACCUGUAAAAGGAUUCCGUAGCUACGUGGACCUCUAUAUAAAGGACAAAGUAGAUGAAACUGGUAAUACCCUUAAGGUUAUCCAUGAGGAACCAAAUUCUCGGUGGGAAGUGUGUUUGACUUUAAGUGAAAAAGGCUUCCAGCAAGUUAGCUUUGUCAACAGCAUUGCUACAACAAAGGGUGGCAGACAUGUUGAUUACGUAGCUGACCAGAUUGUGACUAAACUCAUUGAAGUUGUGAAGAAGAAGAACAAAAACGGAGUUGGAGUGAAGCCUUUUCAGGUGAAGAACCACAUGUGGAUUUUUGUGAAUGCUUUGAUUGAAAACCCAACCUUUGACUCUCAGACUAAGGAGAACAUGACUCUACAGGCAAAGAACUUUGGCUCAACGUGUAAACUGAGUGAAAAAUUUAUCAAGGGUGCAGUCGGCUGUGGUAUUGUUGAAAGUAUCCUAAACUGGGUAAAAUUUAAAGCUCAGACCCAGCUGAAUAAGAAAUGUUCAGCUGUGAAACACACUAAGAUUAAGGGCAUUCCUAAACUGGAUGAUGCCAAUGAUGCUGGCAGCAAGAAUUCUAUAAACUGCACACUUAUCCUGACUGAGGGAGACUCAGCCAAAACACUGGCUGUUUCUGGUCUAGGAGUGGUUGGUAGAGACAAAUAUGGAGUAUUUCCUCUUCGCGGGAAAAUACUCAAUGUUCGAGAAGCUUCUCAUAAACAGAUUAUGGAAAAUGCCGAAAUCAACAACCUCAUCAAGAUUGUGGGUUUACAAUAUAAAAAGAACUAUGAAGAUCACGAAUCUUUAAAGAGUCUUCGCUAUGGAAAGAUUAUGAUUAUGACAGAUCAGGAUCAAGAUGGUUCUCAUAUCAAAGGCUUGCUGAUUAACUUCAUCCAUCAUAACUGGCCAUCUCUUCUAAGACAUAACUUCUUGGAGGAAUUUAUUACUCCUAUCAUUAAGGUCUCCAAAAACAAAGAAGAAAUACCAUUCUACAGCAUUCCUGAAUUUGAAGAAUGGAAAAACAGUACACAGAAUCACAAUUCAUGGAAAAUCAAGUACUAUAAAGGUUUGGGUACCAGCACAUCGAAGGAGGCUAAAGAAUACUUUGCAGAUAUGGCAAAACAUCGAAUUGGCUUCAAAUAUUCUGGUCCUGAGGAUGAUGCUGCAAUCACCCUGGCCUUCAGCAAGAAGAAGGUAGAAGAGCGAAAGGAAUGGCUGACUAAUUUCAUGGAGGAUAGAAGACAGCGGAAGCUGCGUGGCUUGCCAGAGGACUACUUAUAUGGGAAAAGUAGUAACUGGCUGACAUACAAUGACUUCAUCAACAAGGAGUUAGUCCUGUUCUCAAAUGCUGAUAAUGAAAGAUCAAUCCCAUCUCUGGUUGAUGGUUUGAAGCCAGGUCAAAGAAAAGUUCUGUUCACAUGUUUCAAAAGAAAUGAUAAGCGAGAGGUGAAGGUUGCUCAACUGGCUGGUUCUGUAGCUGAGAUGUCCUCAUACCAUCAUGGUGAAGCAUCACUGAUGAUGACUAUCAUUAACUUAGCUCAGAACUUUGUGGGCAGCAACAACCUCAACUUGCUACAGCCUAUUGGACAGUUUGGCACAAGGCUGCAUGGUGGGAAAGACUCCGCCAGCCCUCGAUACAUCUUUACAAUGCUCAGCCCGCUAGCACGGUUGCUGUUUCCGCCAAUGGAUGACAAUAUCCUGAGAUUUCUAUAUGAUGACAAUCAACGUGUGGAGCCAGAAUGGUAUAUCCCCAUCAUCCCAAUGGUGCUGAUAAAUGGAGCAGAAGGGAUUGGUACUGGCUGGUCCUGUAAGAUCCCCAACUUUGAUAUCAGAGAAGUUGUGAAUAAUAUUCGUCGACUAAUGGAUGGAGAAGAACCCUUGCCAAUGCUUCCUAGCUAUAAGAAUUUCAAAGGCACAAUAGAUGAGCUGGGACCAAAUCAGUAUGUGAUAAGUGGUGAAGUGUCUAUCCUUGAUUCUACAACAAUUGAGAUCUCUGAGCUGCCUGUCAGAACAUGGACACAGACUUACAAAGAGCAAGUUCUGGAGCCAAUGUUAAGUGGUACUGAGAAGACACCCCCACUGAUCACAGACUAUAAAGAAUAUCACACAGACACCACGGUGAAGUUUAUAGUGAAGAUGAGUGAAGAGAAACUAGCUGAAGCUGAAACAGUGGGGCUGCAUAAGGUCUUCAAACUCCAAACAAAUUUGACAUGCAACUCCAUGGUUCUUUUUGACCAUGUUGGCUUUCUCAAGAAGUAUGAGUCUCCUCAGGAUAUUCUAAAAGAGUUCUUUGAACUCAGACUCCGAUAUUACAGUUUGAGGAAAGAAUGGAUUAUUGGAAUGUUAGGUGCCGACUGUGCAAAACUGAACAACCAGGCUCGUUUCAUCUUGGAGAAAAUAGAUGGCAAAAUUGUGAUUGAAAACAAACCCAAGAAGGAGCUGAUUCAAGUCCUUAUUCAGAGAGGGUAUGAAUCGGAUCCAGUGAAGGCUUGGAAGGAAUUGCAAAACAAGGAAGAAGAAGAAGAAGAGGAUGAGAGUGAUAAAGAAUCAGCUCCAACUGCUGGACCAGACUUCAACUAUCUACUGAACAUGCCCCUCUGGUAUCUGACUAAAGAAAAGAAAGAUGAGCUCUGUAAGCAGAGAGAUAGCAAAGAAAAGGAGCUGGAAAACCUUAAGUGCAAGAGUUCCUCUGAUCUAUGGAAGGAAGAUCUUGCUGCCUUCAUUGAGGAACUUGAUGCAGUGGAAGCCAGACAACUUCAGGAUGAAAUGGUAGGGUUAACUGGUAAACCUUUAAAAGCAAAAGGAGGGAAAGCAAAGGUGAAGAAGAUGCAACUGACAGAAAUAAUGCCAUCACCUCAUGGCGUAAGGGUUGUUCCUCGGAUAACUGCAGAGAUGAAGGCAGAGGCAGAGAAGAAGACUAAAAAGAAGAUGAAGAGUGAAAAAAAUGAGUCUGACGAGAAUCAAGAAGGAAACUUGUCAGGAGAUAAAGAAUCUUCAAGCCUUAAACAAAGAUUAGCACAGAAGGUUAAUACUGAGAGAGGUACUAAGAGACAGGCUACUUUACCAUUUAAACCAGUAAGGAAAACGAAGAAACGAAACCCUUGGUCUGACUCAGGGUCUGAUUCAGAGUCUGAUGACAUUGAAGUGGCUCCUAGAAGAGAGAGAGUGGUUCGCCAAGCAGCAGCCAAAAUCAAACCCAUGAUCAAUUCGGACUCAGAUGAAGAUCUCUCAGGCUCAGAUGAAGAGUUUGAAUUUCAGGGGAAGAAUGAAGCUAACUUUGACUCAGAUAUAAGCUUUGAAGAAAAACCUGCUCCAAAGCCCAGAGUUGCUCCAAAGAAAACUACUGAAAAAGCAGCCAAAGCUUCCAAGCCACAACCUGUGCAAAGUGCUAUCUCUGCUCAAGUCCAAGAUGUUGACAAUGAAAAUGUAAGCCAAGCUCCUACAGCUCCUUCUGUCUCUGUGCCUCGCGGUAAAGUGGCACCUAAAAAACCUGCUGCAGUUAAGAAGGCCAGUGCAACAAAGGGUAGCCAGCCAUCUAUCAUGGAUAUUCUAGCCAAGAAAAAAGCUGCACCAAAAUCCAACGAGACUGCUUCGAAGGAGAGAUCCUUAGAUACUAAUACUGAAACAGUGGUUCCCAAGAAGCCUGGCCCAACCAAGGGGCGAAAAGUUACAAAAAGACUGCCAAGCUUUUCAGAUUCGGAUUCAGAUUUUGGGUCGAAGCCUUCCAAAUCAGUUGCAGCUAAGAAAUCCAAGCUGGAAGACGAUGAUAGCUAUUCUGUUGAUUUAACGGCUGAUGUGGACAGUGUUGCAGUGAUUAAGCCCCGAACAAGGCCUGGAAAUCUAAAAAAACCUGUGAAAUACUUGGAGGAGUCUGAUGAAGAUGACAUAUUUUGAAUUUUAAAGAUUUUAAACCGCUGAUCCAGAUUGAUCUAUAAAUUUGCUUUGGACAGAGCUCUCGGCAGGCUCUCACCAAAGAACUACAUCUCAGAUCAGAACAUCUUUUUACUGAAUUAAGCUUGUCCACAAAUGUUUGAUACAAGUGAAUACAGCUCUAAUUUUCU